Molecule: messenger RNA, 654 nt
Organism: Pelobates fuscus (common spadefoot toad)
Lineage: Eukaryota; Metazoa; Chordata; Amphibia; Anura; Pelobatidae
Gene: TPRKB
Product: TP53RK binding protein
Exons: 5
Coding region: 104-631 (175 amino acids)
Biological process (GO): tRNA threonylcarbamoyladenosine modification
Cellular component (GO): cytosol; nucleus; EKC/KEOPS complex
Source: RefSeq, a predicted model, not a curated record
UUCUGUGGAGCCCGGCUGGAAACACGCUCCUGUACAAGCGUUCUGUUCGGAAUCCUGUCACUAGAACCCACGCUCACACGAUUCUGUGCUGUAUUCAAUCGCAAUGGAUGAACCAUAUAACUUGGAAUUGUUUCCUGGGUGUCAGAUAAAACUGUUACUUUUUAGAAAUAUUAGAAAUGCAGCAGCCCUAAAACGUAAAGCAAUGGAAGGAUCCAUUGAAGGUGCAUUGCUAAAUCCUGCAUUGAUUCUAGAUGCACUUCAAAUUCGUGUGGCAGCAAACAAGGCAAUUCAUCUACACAGGCUUGGAAAAAUGAAGACGAGGUCCCUCAAUGCUGAGAUCAUAUUUAACCUGUCACCAACCAAUAAUAUUUCAGAAGCUUUCAAAAAGUUUGGUCUGUCAGACAGCAAUUCUGACGUUCUUGUUGUUUUGACUGAUGAUGGAAGAAAUACAUUGAAUUCCCAAGAAAUAAUCUCUCAUGUGGAUGGCCAGCAAGUCUCUUUAGCAGAGCUAUCACAACUAACAGAUAUCACACAAGUAAAAAAGGUAUAUAAAAUUACAGCGCAAGAAGAAAAGAUUGGCUCCAUAUUAGAUGCGGUUAUAUGCCGAAUGUCAACUAAAGAUGUUUUAUAAAUAUAUAUUUUUUGGACAUGUAA